Otolemur garnettii (small-eared galago) is the source of this 1312-nucleotide messenger RNA. RefSeq names its product DNA polymerase beta (gene POLB). Gene Ontology annotation, molecular function: DNA-directed DNA polymerase activity; DNA binding. Gene Ontology annotation, biological process: double-strand break repair via nonhomologous end joining. Lineage: Eukaryota; Metazoa; Chordata; Mammalia; Primates; Galagidae. Gene Ontology annotation, cellular component: nucleus. The coding region runs from base 165 to 1172 and encodes 335 amino acids. The record is from RefSeq and is a predicted model, not a curated record. The transcript is spliced from 14 exons.
GCGCCGCUCACCGCGCCCCCCUGUCAGAGGCAGCCAUUGUUCAGCCGGUCGCGCCGGUCGCGCCGGGCUGGGUUUCCCCUGCUGGGGUCUCCAAAUCCUGACCCUCUUUAAAGCUGGGGGAGGGGCCAGUCUGAUCGCUGUGGGGUCUUUGGGUGCAGGCCACCAUGAGCAAGCGGAAGGCGCCGCAGGAGACUCUCAACGGGGGAAUCACCGACAUGCUCACGGAACUCGCAAACUUUGAGAAGAAUGUGAACCAGGCUAUCCACAAGUACAAUGCUUACAGGAAAGCAGCAUCUGUUAUAGCAAAGUACCCACACAAAAUAAAGAGUGGAGCAGAAGCUAAGAAAUUGCCUGGAGUAGGAACAAAAAUUGCUGAAAAGAUUGAUGAGUUUUUAGCAACUGGAAAAUUACGUAAACUGGAAAAGAUUCGGCAGGAUGACACGAGUUCAUCCAUCAACUUCCUGACUCGGGUUACGGGCAUUGGGCCAUCUGCUGCAAGGAAGUUUGUAGACGAGGGUAUUAAGACACUGGAGGAUCUCAGGAAAAAUGAAGAUAAAUUGAAUCAUCAUCAGCGAAUCGGGCUGAAGUAUUUUGAGGACUUUGAGAAAAGAAUCCCUCGUGAAGAGAUGUUACAGAUGCAAGAUAUUGUACUAAAUGAAGUUAAAAAAGUGGAUUCUGAAUACAUUGCUACGGUCUGUGGCAGUUUCAGAAGAGGUGCAGAGUCCAGUGGUGACAUGGAUGUUCUCCUGACCCAUCCGAGCUUUACUUCAGAAUCACCUAAGCAGCCAAAGCUGUUGCAUCGUGUUGUGGAGCAGUUACAGAAGGUCCUUUUUAUCACAGACACCCUGUCAAAGGGAGAAACAAAGUUCAUGGGUGUUUGCCAGCUUCCCAGGAACAGUGAUGAGAGAGAGUAUCCGCACAGGAGGAUCGACAUCAGGUUGAUACCCAAAGAUCAGUAUUACUGUGGUGUUCUCUAUUUUACUGGAAGUGAUAUUUUCAAUAAGAAUAUGCGAGCUCACGCCCUAGAAAAGGGCUUCACCAUCAACGAAUACACCAUCCGUCCUCUGGGGGUCACUGGAGUUGCUGGAGAGCCCCUGCCUGUGGACAGCGAGAGAGAUAUCUUUGAGUACAUCCAGUGGAAGUACCGAGAGCCCAAGGAUCGAAGCGAAUGAGGCUGCCGCCUCCCACACUGCCCACUAGAAAUCUUAAUUUAUUUCUUAACCUUUGCUAUGUAAGGGUCUUUGGUGUUUUUAAAUGAUUGUUUCUUCUUCAUGCUUUCGCUGUAGUCAAUAAAGCCUCUUGUACUGUGUUA